Olea europaea var. sylvestris is the source of this 1621-nucleotide messenger RNA. RefSeq names its product F-box/kelch-repeat protein At5g43190-like. The transcript has a single exon. The coding region runs from base 62 to 1165 and encodes 367 amino acids. Gene Ontology annotation, molecular function: protein binding. Lineage: Eukaryota; Viridiplantae; Streptophyta; Magnoliopsida; Lamiales; Oleaceae. The record is from RefSeq and is a predicted model, not a curated record.
UUUAGAAUAAGUCCAAUAUUUCUAUGAUCAAACAUUUAGCAGUCUUCUUCUUGAAUACUAUAUGGCUCAUAACAAGAUUUCACUAGAUAUGGAUCCCGGAAUAUGGAGCCAGCUACCGGAGGAACUCCUCGAGAGGGUGCUGUCGUUUCUACCACUAAAAACUUUCUUGAAUCUCAGAUCAACUUGUAGAAAUUUCAAUUCUAUCCUUUUCUCCCCUUGCUUCAUUUCAAAACAUUCACCUUCGUCUUCUUCGCCUUUCUCGUCUUUCAUCCUCCUUUCACACCCACAGUUUCUCCAAAAGUGUCCUCUCUUCAAUACUGUAUUGAACUCCUGGUGCGAUAUGUCACUCUCCUUGCCUCCCAUGCUUUCAUGUCCACCUUCUUCAAAUCUUCUGUCCAGUUCCAAUGGCCUCCUCUGUUUUUCUAUCCCCAGAUCGUCUUGUUUCAUUGUAUGCAACCUUCUGGCGAGAUCCAUACGACGAAUAAAGUUCCCCACAUGUCCAGUUGACUUUGAGUUUCUUACUUUAGUUUCAACAUCAAAUGGUUACAAAUUAUUCAUGCUAUCUUCUUUUGGAUCAUCCACCAUUCACGCCCUUGUAUACGACUCCGUGCUUCGUUCCUGGCUACAAUUCGAUGCGUGCAAUCAAAUUUUGAGCCAUAGCUAUUAUCAGAAGGGUACGUUUUAUGACGGAUGCUUGUAUUUUACCACUCCUGAGCCUUUUAAUGUUGUGUGCUUAGAUUUUGAUACUGGGAAGUGGGAGAGAUCAAGAAUUGAGUUGCCGGGAAGCCUUACAUUUGUUCGACUAGCAAGCGAUGAGGAUCGGAAGUUGUAUUUGAUUGGAGGAGUUGGGCAGAGUGGGAUCUCAAGAAGUAUAAAGUUGUGGGAAUUGGGAGAAAAUGGAGAGAAUUGGGUGGAGAUUGAAACAUUGCCUGAGAUGAUAUGCAGAAAAUUUGUGUCUGUUUGUUACCAUAACUAUGAACAUGUUUAUUGUUUUUGGCACCAAGGAUUGAUUUGUGUUUGUUGUUAUACAUGGCCUGAGAUUUUGUACUACAUGGUGUGUAGGAGAACUUGGCAUUGGUUGCCAAAGUGCCCUUCAUUGCCUGAUAAAUGGAGCUGCGGUUUCCGAUGGUUUCCCUUUAAGCCCGAGCUAUAUGCCAUUGUUUAAUAAGAAAAACUUUAGCGAGGCGAUUCGCAUUGUCCUGCGUGGUGUGACCGUCCAAUGGGAGCCCUCACCUCAUCGGGUGGCCCACCCUUAUCCAAUGAGGUAAGGCCACAUCAUGACUUGAUUUUUCCACCUUAAGUCCCGAGGUGGCCCUACCUCAUUGGGCAAGGAUGGGCCAUCCAAUGAGGUGGGGCUUCCCAUUAGAUGGUAGCACAACGUAGGAUGGUACAAUCGUUUCACCAAAAUUUUUCUCCUGUUUAAUAGUUAGAGGUGUCAAGAAGAUGUAUUGGGCCUCUACUAGAAAGCAUUUACUAUUCCUUUUCUGCAAUUCUAUGCAAUAGUUUCUUUUACUAGGUCGGUCUUUCGAUACAUUUUUACACCUUUAAUAAUAUUAUUGAUCACUAGAUUCGCAUAUCUUGUAUGUUUGUGGAUUUGUUUCUUAUCACCGAUGUUAAUAUU